Macroventuria anomochaeta is the source of this 425-nucleotide messenger RNA. RefSeq lists its product as uncharacterized. The record is from RefSeq and is a predicted model, not a curated record. The coding region runs from base 36 to 425 and encodes 129 amino acids. The transcript is spliced from 2 exons. NCBI's taxonomy places the organism in Eukaryota, Fungi, Ascomycota, Dothideomycetes, Pleosporales, Didymellaceae.
AAAACUCAAUCACCGGCGAGCGCCCAACCUCGAGCAUGCCUGCGUCUUUGAACCACAUCGACACCGCUCCGCAUCAACACGAUAUCGAGGUCACACCUGGGGCCGAGGAAGUUGCACAAUCUCGUGAUCCACCUUUAUUCUCCACACAACAGACACUGUUUGACCAGAAGCUGCUUCACGAUUAUCUUGAUUCGCAGCAGCAAUCUCACAGCACUGCCUCUAUCAAUUCGUCCAGCUCUCUUAUGGGGAGUGUAUAUACCGAGACCCCUGUGUCAGGCGUGCCUUCUGAUGAUAGGUUGCGGAAACAGGCGCUAAGUGAGCCGGCCAAUCUCAAACUAUUGUGGGAGAUCCGCAGCUUGCGUCAGCUUCUUUCACGAAGCCCUCAAGUACAGCGGCAGUGGGCUCAGUUCCCUUGCGCUCUCUAG